This is a messenger RNA of Paramuricea clavata, 1307 nucleotides long. The record is from the annotation of a GenBank genome assembly. Lineage: Eukaryota; Metazoa; Cnidaria; Anthozoa; Malacalcyonacea; Plexauridae.
AUGAAGUCUGCUGAUACCAAAAGAGGUGGAAACACUUCUAUACAGUUUAAAGCCAAUUGCCCUAUUCCAAAGAUACUUACAUACAAUAAGCUACGCAAGCAAAUUAAUGCAAUAGAUAUAGGUAAAGUUUACUCAGUGGAAGAGCAAUUUUCUGCUUACAUUCAAGAUGAAAAUGUAAAGGGGUGCUAUAGAGAUCUUAGGGAAUACUUACCUAGGCUAGCAAAGUUUUAUCUCGGCAUGCAAAAAAACCAGAAAGGUGCUCUGAAGUGGUUUGCAGAAACUGAGGGAACAUUCUUAGUAGCUUUUGGGGGAGAUGGGUGCCCUUUUGGGAAAACAGAGACAGCCUGUUCUUUUCUUGUUAGCUUCUUAAAUACAGGCAAAAGAGUCGCGUCUAGUGGUGACAAUUUUUUAGUGUUUGGAGGCAAUGUCGAGGAGAGUUCGCCUGUUGUCAAAAAUAUGCACAGUAUGUGUAUAAGCAAAUUGCAGACAUGAAGGGGAAAGUGUUUGAAAUUUGUGGUUUAUCCGUAACAUUUUGUUUUGAAGAACUCCCAAACGACAUGAAAAUGUUAGCGAUGCUGGCUGGUGAGCUUAGCAAUUCUUCUACUUAUUUUUCAACGUUUGCCAAUGUUAGCACUAAUGAUUGUACCGACCUAGACGGCACUCUUAGCCUUGAUCCUAAUUCCAAAUGGAAACCUUGGGUAUUUGAGGAAAGGGUAAAGGUUGUGAAGAAGGUCGAGUCUCUUAAGUCUUCACUUGAUAAAAAGGUCAUGUCAGCACAAAAUAAGAGAAACAAGAUAACUCAAUUUAUUGCUCAGAAUAAGAGCCGUCAAGAGUUCACCCCUCUUUUAGGCAAACUCAUUGAUAAAGCACAUGUGGAGCCCCUACAUUUAAAAAAUAAUGCUUGGGGUUAUUUCUUUAAAGUGUUACUCAAAGAGGCAAUAGCAAAAUCUAAGAUUUCGGUAGCAUGUAAAACGUUUGCUGAACUACCACAAGAUAGUUGUCUGGUAAAACUUGUUAAUACUUUGCAACACAUACUUCAUGUAGGACGUUUAGCUAAGAAAGUAAAAAAGUGGUUUGACGAAACCCAAUGUAGGCAAAAUGAUUUGCAAUAUCGGUUCACAGGAAAAGAGUCCAGAGCAUUCUGCCACCAUUUUUCAACACUCUUAUCCCUUUUAAAGUUACCUAGUGACAGUCGUAAACAGAUACAGACAAUUUUAGCACUUCACUAUGUAGGUCUAAGGCUAAGAGAUUGUUGUUCAAUUAUUAAUAGAUUUGACAUGAAGCAAGUAGACAUUGACAAAUUGUAG